Messenger RNA from Durusdinium trenchii, 2325 nucleotides. NCBI's taxonomy places the organism in Eukaryota, Dinophyceae, Suessiales, Symbiodiniaceae. The record is from the annotation of a GenBank genome assembly.
AUGGCCAUCGUCCAGCCGGAGCCUCUCCUGCCACCAGUGAUCACAGAGGAGUUCUCCAGCGCUGUGGUGCACGACUUGAUUCAACAUGGCUUUUGCAAGCUCCGCGUGCCUGAGUUGGAACAGCCAGCGCUGGUCGUGGAGACGGCGCAUCAGCUCACCGCAGCCACGUUGCCUCACUUGGAGCUUGAGGAGGGUGUUCUAGGGCGACGCUCCAAAAGCAAGGCCUAUUUCUUGGACCGCUUCGUGGAAGAGGCACCUGAGCCUUUGGCCGGUUGCAUCCGCCGCAUGACCCAGCUGGCCGAGGCCGUCGGUCCAGGCUUUAGCCGCGAAGUGGGCUUUCAGCCACUGCUGGGUUUGCAGCAGCUUUUGCUGCGAGAGCCACUGCAACGCGGGGAGCGACGUUUGCUGAGCCCUGGUCCGCUCACUGAAGAGGAAGUCGAGCAAGGCUACGUGGAACAGUAUCUGACUUUCCUGCAGUCUCGGCGGCUUUGCUUCCUCUACAUCGUGCAGGCAGCAGCAGAGAACUACGUCGAGCUCUUCCAGCAGGGUAGCAAGACGCCAACCAAGGUGGUCUUGGGAAAGGAUAGCCUGGUGAUCUUCCGCCACGACCAGCUCUCUUAUUCUUACCAAGGCUCUGGUGUCGCCCUGCAGGGCUGGCUGGUGGCCUUGCGAGACCGCUUCGAUCUGGAGGGCCUCGAGGGGGAUUACAGAGGUAUGGAGGAAGUUUAUGGUACACCGAUGAUUCAAGGUCAAGCCGUUCCUGCUGGAGAGCAAGUGAACAUCAUGAGCAUCGCUCCGAUGUUGCCUGGCCGAGUCAAUAACCUCAAGGCUCAUCAUCUCAUGUUCUCUGCACAGACUGACACCUUCCUGGAGCUUCCAGCUCUACGAUUCGACGUGGCCACAUAUUAUACGGACGAUCCAGAGGGCGACCCGAAUGCAAGCUCGAAAGCCUACACCAAGCAUGCGGGAGUGUUUCCGGAUGACGAGAUUUUGGGCUUUGAUGCUCGCUUCUUUGGCAUUCCGGAGAAACAGGCGCAUUUGUGGCCACCCUGCUUACGCUUGUGCCUUGAAAAGUGCUACGAAGCUGCGCAACUGCAAGGAUAUUCCAGAGAGACCUUGCAAGGCCAAAACAUGGCUUUGUACAAUGCUGACAUUGGAAACGAGUUCGAUCCAUUUAUGGGCAUCGAAACGGAUCCCGACAACUGGGCUCAGGGCAGGUUACUGUCACUGCCGUCCUCAGGGAUUCUGUCCUAUCAUUUGGGAUUGAAAGGUCCAAGCUUGUCGAUCGACACGGCUUGCUCAUCCUCUUUAGUCGCGAGCAAUCUCCUUUACAACUACCUGCGCAAACGGCCAGAUCCGACAUUAAAAGAGGCCAUUUGUUCUGGUAUGCUCAAUUGCCUGUCCGCAGGGUCAUUUGUGGGUCUCUCUCAAGCCGGCAUGUUGGGCCGCACCGGGCGCUGCAAGUCCUUCGACAACUCGGCCAACGGCUACGCCCGAGGGGAGGCGGUGAUUGGAAGCGUUUGGAAGGUCGGAGAGGAGGCUCAAGAUGUGGAAAAUCGGCAGGCCAACUUCGUUUCGGGCUUUGUCAACCAGGAUGGCCGCAGUGCCUCGUUGACCGCGCCCAAUGGACCCUCCCAGCAGUUGUGCAUCCGAACCUCCCACCGCCUAGCACAGAUUCUCCCAGCCGAGAUUUGGACCACCGAGAACCACGGCACGGGCACCGCUCUGGGAGAUCCCAUUGAAGUGGGAUCAGUGCGUGCAUGCUUCUCACGCGGCAGGGAGGUACCACUGGUGGUGACCACUGGGAAGAGCCACCAGGGACACUCAGAAGCUACAGCAGGGCUCAGUGGCAUUACCAAGGUCGUGAACACCCUCAGGGCCUCCGUCGCACCGUCGCAGAACCAUUUGAAAUUCUUGAACGCCCACAUCGACGAUGCUGGUUUCGUGGCUCAUUUUCCAAUUGAGUGCUGCGAGCUGUAUGUGGGAGAGAAAGGAGCUCUUGGUGGUUUGAAUUCCUUUGGCUUUGGUGGCACCAACUCCCGUGGCGAAAUUUGGGCCAUGAGCCGCGAUGUGCAGCGCCGUCGUGCACAGCAGGCCCUAGGGCGCCAGCGCCAGGCCGAGGCCCAGGGAGCCAAGGCCAUCGCAGCAGUGACGGUGCCCUGCGCCAGCUGUGGCGAGCCCAUGUGCUUCCGUUGUGGAAUGGCCAUGUCAGAACAGGUGAAGAACCAUCGGUGUGGAGAUAUUCGGGAAGAGGUGGGAUCCUAUGACGUAUGCAGCAACUGCUACCAAGGCAGCUUUCAUUAUCAAAGCCUGGUGGACUCCUGA